GCCUUGAUCUUCAUCUUCAUCAUCUUCUACUCUCUCACACACACACACACAGCCGCCGUGAAUGCUGAACAUGAUUGUUAGGGUUUCGAAUUCGCACAUUUGAGAGCCCCUCGAAUUGACACGCCGACGAUUCUCACUCACUCUCUCUCAGUAGUAAUGUUCAGAAGCCACAAUGUUGUCACCAGAAUCUUCGACCGCCAAAUCUCAUCUCCUCCUCCCGGCGCUGCUGUUCACUAUGCUAGGCGGUUUUACGAGAAUUUAGUACCGAAUUUCACUAUAUAUGAAGUUGAUUGCCCGGACCAUCUGUUCCGGAAAUUCACCGACGACGGUCAGUACCUCAUAUGUUUCAGUAGAAAUCAUCAGAAGUUGAUUGUUUACAGACCUACCUGGCUUUCCUAUUCCUGCAAAGGAGACUGCGCUAGUUCUUGUGAUCUUCCUCCCAAAGCCAGGAGGUUCGAGAGCUUCUUUAAACAGCUCUACAGUGUCUCUCUCCCUUCUAGUAGUAAUGAGCUUAUUUGCAAGGACUUCUUUCUUUACAUGGAGAGUAACCGCUACGGGCUAUUCGCUACUUCCACUGCUCAGAGUCCUGAACCAACGCCUGUUGGAGGAGGCGCUUUACUCAGUGUCCCAUCAAUAGAGACCAUCACCUUUCACCUCCUGAGAUUGGAAGAUGGAGUUGUACUGGAUCAGAGGUCCUUUCACCAUGAUUUUAUCAACCUCGCCCAUAAUUCGGGUGCCUUUUUGUAUGAUGAUUUGCUGGCUAUUGUGUCCCUUCGCUACCAAACACUACACAUUCUGCAAAUCAGAGACUCCGGCAACCUUGUUGAUGUGCGAGCAAUUGGGACAUAUUGUCGUGAAGAUGACGAGCUUUUUCUCAACUCACACCUGCAGGUUAGCCACAUAUAUUUCAAGCCUUUGAAUAUUAAUGAAACAACAGUCGGUUGCUUUCAUAGUGGCCUCAAACAGCGGUUGCUUUCUUUCAUAUUUAGAGGAAUGUGGAAUGAAGAAACGGAUCCGACAUUGAGGGUCCAAGGCCUGAAGAAGAAGUUCUAUUUCCAUUUCCAAGACUAUGUUGACUUGAUUAUCUGGAAGGUACAAUUCUUGGACCGGCACCACCUGCUAAUAAAGUUUGGUAGUGUAGAGGGACAGGUAUCACGUAAUACUGAUCUCCACCCAGCCUUUUUUGCGGUAUAUAACAUGGAGACGACGGAAAUUGUAGCUUUUUAUCAGAAUUCAGCAGAUGAGCUUUAUCUCUUGUUUGAGCAGUUCUAUGAUCACUUCCAAGCAACAUCGAGAAAUUCAUAUACAAUGAAUUUCGUGUCAUCUCACUCAAAUAACAUGCAUGCUCGGGAGCAACUGAGAUGUGUCAAAAAUAAAGCAAGUAGUUCUUUGCAGUUUGUGAAGAAGAUGCUAGCUUCUUUGCCUUCUAAUUGUCAAUCGCAGAGUCCUUCUCCCUACUUUGAUCAAUCUCUUUUUCGAUUUGAUGAAAAGUUAAUUUCUGCAACUGAUCGGCAUAGGCAGUCAACAGAUCAUCCUAUCAAGUUCAUCUUAAGAAGGCAACCAUAUACCCUCAAAUUUAAGAUUAAACCAGGUCCAGAAGCUGGUUGCAUAGACAGCAGGACGAAAAAGAUAUCUUCAUUCCUCUUUCAUCCAUUUUUGCCUCUUGCUCUCUCCAUUCAGCAUACCUUAUACUUGCAGCCAGCAGUUGUGAACAUUCACUUCCGGAGAUAAAUAUUUUCAUAGCAUGGUUUUUUUUUGUUACCGACAACUGGUCACCCUAGAGUCGAAUUCAGGGGAUCAAACUCACAAAGGGAAGAUUUAUGUCAUUAAACCAAAUGGUCAUGUUAUAUUUG
This is a messenger RNA of Fragaria vesca subsp. vesca, 1853 nucleotides long. Its product is annotated as light-mediated development protein DET1-like. Bases 157 to 1731 code for a protein of 524 amino acids. Gene Ontology annotation, cellular component: cullin-RING ubiquitin ligase complex; nucleus. The record is from RefSeq and is a predicted model, not a curated record. The transcript is spliced from 11 exons. Gene Ontology annotation, molecular function: ubiquitin-like ligase-substrate adaptor activity; ubiquitin protein ligase binding. Lineage: Eukaryota; Viridiplantae; Streptophyta; Magnoliopsida; Rosales; Rosaceae. Gene Ontology annotation, biological process: carbohydrate metabolic process; protein ubiquitination; positive regulation of proteasomal ubiquitin-dependent protein catabolic process.